Messenger RNA from Cyprinus carpio (common carp), 6285 nucleotides. RefSeq names its product dedicator of cytokinesis protein 4-like. Gene Ontology annotation, molecular function: guanyl-nucleotide exchange factor activity; small GTPase binding. The record is from RefSeq and is a predicted model, not a curated record. Gene Ontology annotation, biological process: cell chemotaxis; small GTPase-mediated signal transduction. NCBI's taxonomy places the organism in Eukaryota, Metazoa, Chordata, Actinopteri, Cypriniformes, Cyprinidae. Gene Ontology annotation, cellular component: plasma membrane; cytoplasm.
UGUUUUUCUUCAGGGCUGAGAAGUGUAGUGUAUGUGGGAUGCUGCUGUGGCUCUGCCCUCAGAACAAUACAGUGCAACCCUGUGUAACAACAAUAUGGAGAGUAUCCGCCGUAAUUGCCCUGUUUUAUAGCACACUUUCUUUUACUUGACGCGGGAAAAAUGUGGAUACCGACUGAACUAGAAAAAUAUGGCGUUGUGCUGGCAAAUUUUCGAGGAAUGGUUCAGCAUGGACUCCCGCUGGAGAUCGGCGACACGGUGCAGAUUUUGGAGAAAUGUGAAGGAUGGUACAGAGGAUUCAUCACAAAGAAUCCAAACGUGAAGGGAAUAUUCCCAAGCUCCUAUAUUCACCUCAAGAAUGCCCACGUCAAGAACAAAGGGCAGUUUGAGACGGUCAUUCCCACCGAGGACUCGGUCAUUACAGAGAUAACUAUGACCUUGAGAGACUGGGGCACGAUGUGGAAGCAGCUCUACAUGAGAAAUGAAGGGGAUCUUUUUCACAGACUGUGGCACGUGAUGAAUGAGAUCUUGGAGCUGCGGCAGCAGGUUCUGGUGGGCCACCUCACUCAUGACCGCUUGAGUGACAUCAAACAGCACAUCACGGCACGGCUGGACUGGGGAAACGAGCAGCUGGGUUUGGAUCUGGUCCCCAGGAGGGACUUCGGCAUGGUGGACCCUGAUGAGAUCAGCAUCACAGAGCUGUAUCGGCUGAUGGAGAGACGUCAUCGUAGACGUGAGGCUCCCCCGCAGGCCAGUAUGCACCACCUGUUCCUUCAGAUGAAGAGCAUGAUGAGUUCAAACCUGGGGGAGGAGCUGGAAGUCUUCUACUCUGUCUAUGACAGCAGGGAGAUGCGACCAAUCAGUGAGAGGUUCUUUGUGCGCCUCAAUAAGCAAGGGCUACCAAAGUCACCAGAGAAGACUGAGAGGCAGUGUACACUCUUUGUUGAUUUGGGAAGUAGCGAUCUUCGCAAAGAUGUGUAUGUUGUAGCUCAUAUUUUUAGAAUAGGGCGAAUGGUCGCAGGUGAGAAGAAGAGCGUGAGUAACACGCAGUACAAGCGUCCAUACGGUUGUGCUGUGAUUAGCGUGGCUGACCUGUUAACAGCUGACUUCAAGGAUGAUCAUGUGCUGAAGAUCUACUCAUGUAACGCAGAGAGCGAGUGGUACCAAAUCCACGACAGUAUUAUCAGGAAGGUUGGCUCACGAUACAGCCAUAUUGGCACAAAUACAGGCCUUAAUGUCUCUCACUCGCUCCAUUUGCUCCAACUCCUGCAUGGGGAUAUGGAACAGAUUCGCAAGGAUUACAUGCGUCUUUUCGCAUACACUCCAAUCCUCAAUCUUCAAAUGCCCAAUGGGAUUCCAAAUACCGAUAUCAUCAUUCCAGGUGAAAUAAGAAAUGACCUGUAUGUGACCCUUGAGAGGGGUGAAUUUGAGAAAGGUGGAAAAAGCGUGGCACGUAAUGUGGAAGUCACUGUCUAUCUGCUGGGAGGUGAUGGGCAAGUUCUGAAGGGUCUGGUUUGUUGUGGCUCCGGAGAACCAGGAGUGGAUGAGCACCGCUCUUUUGUCCUGUAUCACAGUAACAGCCCUCGCUGGGCUGAACAGAUCAAACUGCCCAUCCCUCUAGAGAUGUUUCAUGGCACACAUUUACGCUUCGAGCUCAGGCACUGCUCCACAAAGGAAAAGGGUGAGAAGAAGCUUUUCGGCUUCUCUUUUGUUCCUCUGAUGCAGGACGAUGGAAGACCGUUGCCUGAUGGGACACAUGAGCUCAUUGUCCACAAGUGUGAAGAGACAGCUGAUCUUCAGGAUCCCGCUCGGUACCUCAAACUGCCAUUUUCCAAAGCCAGCCUCCAGCCGGGCAACAACCAGACAAUAAAGAACAGCAAAGAGUCUUUCUGGAUCCAGUCGUCUCUCUGCUCCACUAAACUCACUCAGAAUGGGGACAUGUUGGAUCUGCUGAAAUGGAGAGUCCAUCCGGACAGAAUUAUUGACUGCCUCCCCAAACUGAAGGACAUUGAUGGCACUGAAAUUGUUAAGUUUUUACAGGACACUCUGGACACCUUGUUUGGGAUUUUAGAUGAGAGUCCCCAGCGGUAUGGACUAAAAGUGUUUGACUGCCUGGUACAUGUUAUAAAUUUGCUGCAGGACAGCAAAUUCCAGCUCUUCAAACCUGUAAUGGACAACUACAUCGAGAACCACUUUGCUGGUGCCCUUUCCUACAGGGAUCUGAUCCGAGUGUUGAAGUGGUAUGUGGAUCGUAUCAUUGAUGCCGAACACCAGGAACAGAUCCAGCAGGUUUUGAAGGCGUCUGAGUACUUGUUUAAGUACAUUGUACAGUCACGGCGUCUGUACGCGGCGGCCACUGGAGGCCAGAAUGAGGAGGAAUUUCGCUGCUCUGUUCACGAACUCUUCAAAUCCAUCCACCUGUUCCUGUCACAUGAGAGUAAGGGCAUCAGCCCCAUCACACACACACAGGCCGUGUUCCUGAGAUCGUUCCCGACUGUGUGCUGCGAGCUGCUAAAGAUCUUUAGCAUGAGAGAGGUGGCAAAUCUGGCCCGUGACACGCUGAGCAGCCUGCCUGCCCUCACGCACACGGACUGCCCUCUACAGGCCGUCAAACUCCAGUGCAUGGCCAAGACCGUGGACAGUCCUCUUUACAUCAACCCAGAGUCAAGGUGUGUGCUGUUACCUGUAGUGCUGCGUCUGCUGCACACACACCUGCAGGAGCAGAGGGAGCUGGUGCUGUGUGCCAAUAUCCUCACCAGCAUGCUGACGCUCAACACACCAGCCACGGAGUGUGGUGUGUCUGAGGAGGUGAAUCUGGUCAUGGAGAGUCUGUCUGGAGUGUUACUCAGAACUAUACUGGAAGUGACCAACCGGCCUCAGCCUGCCGCCACCUCACUGCGCCUGCAGUACCAGGAUGUUACUGGUGAAUUUGUUGCCUGUUUGCUCACAUUGCUGCAGCAGUUGAAAGAUAAAGAAUACCAGCAGCUUCUCAGCAGAUUUCCCACUAAAGAUGAACUAACGAGUUUCCUCCUGCAGUUAUUCACUGUCUUCAGAAUACUUAUCCGACCCGAUAUGUUUCCGAAAGACUGGACUGUCAUGAGACUAGUCGCUAAUAACGUCAUCAUAACCACCAUCUUGUAUCUCUCUGAUACCCUGCGCAACAAUUUCCUUAAUGAGAAAUUUGACUUCAAGGUGUGGGAGUCCUAUUUUUAUCUCUGUAUAAUAUUCAUCAACCAGCCCUGCCUCCAACUGGAAAUGUUCCCGCCCUCCAAGAGGAAAAAAGUCCUGGAGAAGUACGGUGACAUGAGAGUGAUGAUUGGCUGUGAGAUUUUCAGCAUGUGGCAGCAUUUGGGUGACUAUAAGUUAAAUCUCAUUCCUACCCUGAUUGGUCCGUUCAUGGAGGUGACUCUGGUACCACAGCUGGACCUGCGGAACGUCCUCAUCCCCAUUUUCCACGAUAUGAUGGACUGCGAACAGCAACGCAGUGGCAACUUCAAACAGGUGGAGGCCAAACUAAUAGACAAACUGGAUGGCCUGAUGUCAGAGGGAAAAGGAGAUGAGACAUACAGAGAGCUCUUUAACAACAUAAUUCCACUGUUUGGUCCAUAUCCGAGUCUCCUGAAGAAGAUUGAGAGAGAGACCUGGAGAGAAAGUGGCGUUUCCCACAUCGCUACCGUCACACGGCUAAUGGAACGAUUGCUAGAUUACAGGGACUGCAUGAAGAUCGGAGAGGUUGAUGGGAAAACAAUGGGAUGUACAGUCAACCUUCUGAACUUCUACAAAACUGAGUUGAAUAAAGAAGAGAUGUACAUCCGUUAUAUUCACAAGCUCUAUGAGCUGCACCUGAAGGCACAAAAUUACACUGAGGCGUCGUACACCCUCCUGCUGUACGAUGAGCUUUUGGAGUGGACCGAAAGGCCUCUCAGAGAGUUCCUCACGUACCCCAUGCAGAGUGAAUGGCAGAGGAAGGAAUGCCUCCAUCUCACCAUUGUACACAAUUUCGACAGAGGGAAAUGCUGGGAAAACUGCAUCAUACUGUGUCGAGAGCUGGCCAAUCAGUAUGAAGCGUAUUAUGACUACAGGAACCUCAGCAAAAUGAGGAUGAUGGAAGCCUCUUUCUACGACAAAAUAAUGAACCAGCAGCGGCUCGAGCCGGAGUUCUUCAGAGUUGGCUUCUACGGAAAGAAGUUCCCCUUCUUUUUAAGGAAUAAAGAGUUUGUGUGUCGAGGGAAUGAUUACGAGCGUCUGGAGGCCUUUCAGCAGCGGAUGCUCAGCGAGUUUCCUCACGCCAUCGCAAUGCAGCACGCCAACCUGCCCGACCAGACCAUCCACCAAGCAGACGCGCAGUAUCUGCAGAUCUAUGCCGUUUGUCCUGUCCCUGAAAACCAGGACGUCCUGCAGAGAGACGGAGUCCCCAACAACAUCAAGAGCUUCUACAAAGUCAACCAUAUUUGGAGGUUUCGCUACGACAGGCCUUUUCACAAGGGCACCAAAGACAAAGAGAAUGAGUUUAAGAGCCUGUGGGUGGAGCGGACAACACUGACCCUCGCUCAGAGUCUACCUGGCAUCUCUCGCUGGUUUGAAGUUGAGAAAAGGGAACUGGUGGAGAUGAGUCCCUUGGAGAAUGCCAGUGAGGUGAUUGAAAAUAAGACGCUGCAGUUGAGGACGCUGAUCGCUCAGUGUCAGAUGAGGCAGAUGCUGAACAUCAACCCUCUCACCAUGUGCCUGAACGGAGUCAUCGACGCCGCUGUCAAUGGAGGACUGGCUCGAUACCAGGAGGCAUUCUUUGCGAAAGACUACAUUGCAAAUCAUCCAGAGGAUGGAGAGAAAAUUACUCGUCUUAGGGAACUGAUGUUUGAACAGGCCCAUAUUCUGGAAUUUGGUUUGGCUGUUCACGAGAAGUUCGUCCCACAGGAUAUGAGGCCGUUACAUAAAAAGCUUGUUGACCAGUUUCAUGUAAUGCGCUCCAGUCUGGGGAUUCAACCACAAGAGUUUCCCGCUUAUGUGCGAGUUAGUCCUCUGCAUUUUGCGAAUGGCAGCCCGCGCACAUGCAGGACCCCCGUACCUAAUGCCAUCAGUCCAGAGGGAGGCCGAAUCGUGGCGAGACGCAGUCCUCUCAGCUAUCCGGCUGUCAACAGAUAUUCCUCAUCCUCACUGUCAUCACAGGCCUCAAACGAAGUGAGCAACAUCACCGGCCAAUCAGAGAGCUCAGAUGAGGUCUUCAACAUGCAACCCAGUCCGUCUACCUCAAGUCUCAGCUCAAAUCACUCUGGCUCACACAAUGUGAACAGCUCUGCGCCCUCCAGCAAUAGAGCUUCUCCACUGCCGUCUGACAAGCACAAACACUCCAGAGAGAAUGCAUGCCUCUCUCCACGGGACAGACUCUGCAGCGGCAUUUUCUCCAGCCCGCUGGACCCCACACAGAGAAUGAUUCCGUUCCAGAUGCCAGUGGAUUCAGCAUUACCACGCUGUGAACCCAAUCUCCCCACACCUGAGACAGGAUCUCUGUGCAAGAAUGUGAGGUCACUGUCUCCCAUGCCAACCACCCGUUCCCCUCAGAAGUCAAUCGUCCCGCCCCUCACACCCUCUCCGACGGAUGGCUUGCCGAUGGGGAGCCUGGCGUCUCACUCUCCUGCCCGCUCUGGCAGCUACAGCAGCGGGAUCUCGUCCCUCAGCCGCUGCAGCGUCUCUGAAACGUGCGGGAUCGACCUCCCGCCACCCGAUCCUCCUCUACCCCCCACCGUCCCCGCAGACGUGCCCAUUCGCCGGGGCAGCAAGACUCCUCCGCCCUACAGCGUCUAUGAACGGAACAAUCCCCGGCGAGCGAUGCCACUGCCUCACAGUCUGUCAGUGCCGCCCAGUACUGACAACCCCAGCCUGAGCAGCAAACCCCAACUGAACCGCGUGCAGCGCAUUAAUUCAGAACCCCGUCACCGGCCCACACCCAGGAAGGUCUCUCAGCUGUAGCGCAUGAGCGGUAACCCGAAACUUGGACUAAGUUGCUUUUCUUUUGUAAAAUAACUGUAGGUUAUGUAUCAUAAUUGGCAAUGUUUUCAAAUGCAAGGAGGUGCAUUUUUGUGGAGGAUAGGGAGUGGCAUAUAAAUAAAUCUUUCAAAUCUUUUAAAAAAAAGAGUAUCAAUUCAUUAGAAUGUACAGGUCAAUAAAUAAAUCAAAAAUGUCAAUAAAUAUGUUGAAGUCCAAAGCAAAAAUUUAAAUUUAAAGUAAUUUAUUUAUUGACACAUUUCAUGCUUUAUUUAGACUAUAUAUAAAUAAUCAAACAAGUAAAUA